CGCGCCCCGGCGCUUCCCUUUGUCCGCGGGCCCAGCGAGCGGCGGAGGCGGCGGAGGCGGCGUCCCGGCGGCCGGAGGGAGCCCGCGCGGCGGCUGAGGCGGCGGCUCCCCCGCGGCUGGCCGCGCGCGCGCUGCGGCGAUGCCGGACCAGAUCUCCGUGUCGGAAUUCGUGGCCGAGACCCAUGAGGACUACAAGGCGCCCACGGCCUCGAGCUUCACCACGCGCACGACGCAGUGCCGGAACACGGUGGCGGCCAUCGAGGAGGCGCUGGACGUGGACCGGGCGGUUCUGCACAGGAUGAAGAAGUCCGUGAAGGCCAUCGGCAUCUCCGGGCUGGCUCACGUGGAGAACGAGGAGCAGUACACCCAGGCGCUGGAGAAGUUCGGCGGCAACUGCGUGUGCAGGGACGACCCGGACCUGGGGAGCGCCUUCCUCAAGUUCUCGGUGUUCACCAAGGAGCUGACGGCGCUCUUCAAGAACCUGAUUCAGAACAUGAACAACAUCAUCUCCUUCCCCCUGGACAGUCUGCUGAAGGGGGACCUGAAAGGAGUCAAAGGGGAUCUGAAGAAGCCUUUCGACAAAGCCUGGAAGGACUACGAAACCAAAAUAACGAAGAUCGAGAAGGAGAAGAGGGAGCACGCCAGGCUGCACGGCAUGAUCCGCACCGAGGUCAGCGGGGCCGAGAUCGCCGAGGAGAUGGAGAAGGAGCGGCGCCUCUUCCAGCUGCAGAUGUGCGAGUAUCUGCUGAAGGUCAAUGAAAUUAAGAUAAAAAAGGGAGUGGAUUUACUUCAGAAUCUGAUCAAGUACUUCCACGCCCAAUGCAAUUUCUUCCAGGAUGGGCUGAAAGCCGUCGAAAACCUCAAGCCUUCCAUCGAAACGCUUUCGACGGAUCUUCACACCAUCAAACAGGCCCAGGACGAGGAGCGCAGGCAGCUGGUGCAGCUCCGGGACAUUCUGAAGUCGGCGCUGCAGGUGGAGCAGAAGGAGGACGCGCAGCUCCGCCAGAGCGCCGCCUACAGCCUGCACCAGCCCCAGGGGAACAAGGAGCACGGCACGGAGCGCAGCGGCAGCCUCUACAAGAAGAGCGACGGGAUCCGGAAGGUGUGGCAGAAAAGGAAGUGUUCGGUGAAAAACGGCUUCCUGACCAUAUCGCACGGAACCGCGAACCGGCCUCCCGCGAAGCUCAACCUGCUGACGUGCCAAGUGAAGACCAACCCCGAGGAGAAGAAGUGCUUCGACCUCAUUUCACAUGACCGGACGUACCACUUCCAAGCUGAGGACGAGCAGGAGUGCCAGGUGUGGAUGUCGGUGCUGCAGAACAGCAAGGAGGAGGCCCUGAACAACGCCUUCAAGGGGGACGACAGCACCGGGGAGAACAACAUCGUCCAGGAGCUGACGAAGGAGAUCAUCUCCGAGGUCCAGCGGAUGACGGGCAACGACGUGUGCUGUGACUGCGGGGCGCCAGGCCCCACGUGGCUCUCCACCAACCUGGGCGUCCUGACCUGCAUCGAGUGCUCCGGGAUCCACCGGGAGCUGGGCGUGCACUACUCCAGGAUGCAGUCCCUGACCUUGGACGUGCUCGGGACGUCCGAGCUGCUGCUCGCCAAGAACAUCGGGAACGCGGGCUUCAACGAGAUCAUGGAGGGCUGCCUUCCCGCCGAGGACUCGGUCAAGCCCACCCCGGGCAGCGACAUGCACGCCAGGAAGGACUACAUCACGGCCAAGUACAUCGAGAGGAAGUACGCGCGGAAGAGGCACGCGGACGCCGCGGCCAAGCUGCACAGCCUGGGCGAGGCCGUCAAGACGAGGGACAUCUUCGGGCUGCUCCAGGCCUACGCCGACGGCGUGGACCUGACGGAGAGAAUCCCGCUGGCCAACGGACACGAGCCGGAUGAGACCGCCCUGCACCUCGCCGUCCGAUCGGUGGACCGGACUUCUCUGCACAUCGUGGACUUCCUGGUUCAGAACAGCGGGAACCUGGACAAGCAGACGGGAAAGGGCAGCACGGCCCUGCACUACUGCUGCCUGACCGACAACGCUGAGUGCCUCAAGCUCCUCCUGCGGGGGAAGGCCUCCAUCGAGAUAGCGAACGAGUCGGGAGAGACGCCGCUGGACAUCGCCAAGCGCCUGCGGCACGAGCACUGUGAGGAGCUGCUGACCCAGGCCCUGUCCGGAAGGUUCAACUCCCACGUGCACGUCGAGUACGAGUGGCGGCUGCUGCACGAAGACCUGGACGAGAGUGACGACGACGUGGACGAGAAGCUGCAGCCCAGCCCCAGUCGGCGAGAGGACCGGCCGGUCAGCUUCUACCAGCUGGGGCCCGGCGCGGCCUCCCUGGCCCGAGACGCCGCCGGCCUGGCCAAGGACAAGCAGCGGGGCUUCGCGCCCAGCGUCCUGCAGAACGAGACGUACGGGGCCGUCCUGAGCGGCAGCCCGGCACCCGCCCUGCCUGCGGCCCCCAGCACGACCAGCGCCCCCCCGCUGCCCCCGCGGAACCUGGCCAAAGCUCAGACAGCCUCCUCCGCUCACGCCCCGUGGAAGACGAGCUCUGUGAGCGUGGACGGUGUGAGCCGGCAGCGGUCUUCGUCCGAUCCGCCGGCUGUCCACCCGCCGCUGCCCCCUCUCCGCGUGACAUCGACCAAUCCCCUGGCCCCCACGCCGCCCGCUCCCACAGCCAAGACGCCGGGUGUGAUGGAAGCCUUGAGCCAGCAGAACAAGCCGGCCCAGCCUGGGGCCCCCCUGGGCAAAGCCGCUCCCCCGCCCCUGCCGCCCCAGCCGCCCAGCCGCCUCCCUCAGAAGAGGCCUGCUCCCGGGACCGACAAGUCGACCCCACUGGUCAGCAAAGGCCAGCCGAGAGGACCUGAUGCCCUGGGCCCUCUGCCCAGCACCUCGGCCCUGCAGCCCCCCGCGCCCAUGCCCAGGAAGUCCCAGAUGACCAAGCUGAAGCCCAAGCGGGUCAAAGCCCUCUACAACUGCGUGGCCGACAACCCGGACGAGCUGACCUUCUCUGAGGGCGACGUGAUCAUCGUGGACGGGGAGGAGGACCAGGAGUGGUGGAUCGGCCACAUUGAUGGGGACCCCGGCCGCAAAGGGGCCUUUCCCGUGUCGUUUGUGCACUUUAUCUCCGACUGAACUGCUGCUGAACCGAAGCCACAGGUCUGCUCCUGCGUGGUCGCCGGCGCCCCGGCCGGACAGCCCGCCGCCGCGUGAAGUGCGCGGGCGAGCCGCGGCCCCUGACGCCCCUGUCUUGUCUUUAAAACUCAGAGGCGACGUAUGGAUACACGUGAAUCGGUUUUAUAAUUUGUGAUUUUCAUGAAACAUCGCUAUCUGCUUUUGUUGGGAAAAAUGGAAUUGCCUGAAAGGUGAACUGAAGAGGCAUGUGAACCACGUCACUGAGGCCCUGGGUCUCCAGGACCAGCCGACCCUGAACACGCUUGCGCUCAGGAAGAUGGUCCUUCCCGCCCUCCCUGGCCCGUCCCUGGGGUCCGGGGCCUGGAGCGUAACAACUGUUUAGGACGCCAGUAAACUAAAUGCCACCAGUUCACCUUUAUAGAUGUCUUUUUUUCUCUAAAAAAAAAGGGGGUUUUAAGAUUUCCUUUGAACGCCACCCAGUGCUUACUUAAAGCCACUUGGAAACUGACCCGCGAGCCCUGUCCUUCCCGACCGUGGUCCCCGAGGUGGUAGCUGUCGUCCUCGUGUUCUGCGUGUGCGUGUGAGCUGUGGUGCAAGCCCCGCCUCCCAAACUACCGGUCGGUCGUCACGGCACACGGCAGCCACAGUCCAUCCCGUCCCAGGUCCCCCAAAACCCCGUUUCCUGGGUGCGGUUAAAAACUGAGGGUGAAGGGGGUGGCCAAGGCGCUCUCUCGCGAAGCUCCCGUGUUCCGGAGAUCGCUGCCUCGCGCUCCUUUCGUCACACGGACCCCCGCGGUCCCCACCUGCCGCCUCCCCCCGAGUGUGCCGCCUCCCCUCUCUCGCUCCCGAGAGCGUUUGCUCAGCUCGGCGUCCUGUGUCCGUGGUAACACCCCCACGGGAACGGUAGCCACACUGUCUGUCUGGAGAUGUAACCCGUCCCUCCCCUCGCAGUCAGGAGCGUUUUGGAGGUCUGUAGGUCCCGGGCGAUGAAACGCUCCGAACACGUAUUUCACUAUGGAAGCCAUCGUAUCGUGCUCUAGCUUAGGCUACUGGGGCUCGGGGGUCGGGUCGUGUAGGAUAAAAACCAAAAUUCAUCAGGUUAAUGCACUUGAGUGUCAUAACCUCUACUCGGCCGUAGUGAGCGGAAGGUCUUAGGAGGGACGUGGGCGAGCGUGGCGCUCCGAGGAGGAGCAGGCGCGUGGACACGCCCACGUGGGUUCUCCCCAGGCGCGGAGGAGUCGGUCUGAGUGCGGGCCCGGGAAGCGGGGGGCAGCGCUUCGGCUGCCGUGGGGCACUGCCUGGGUGGGGGCGGCCGGUCUCUGUCACGCAAGACUCUCCUUCUGUCGUUGUCGUCGUCGUUUUCACGCGCAGUGUGCUUUUUGUUGCUACGACAAAAGAGGACAGAACUGGAAUGUUUUACGAUGUCGUACGGCAGGUGCUCCUUGCCUUUUCGAAACCCCGGGUAAAAUGUGUCAGGGGGCGUAGUCUUUUUUUUAAAGCACUACAUUAACUGUUCGGUUCUGAUGUUUGAACCCUCCAUUGAGUUAAUUCCCUCAUGGACCUGGGGAAGGAAACACGGAUUUUGCACAGUGCACGGCUGUGCACUUUAACACAACCCCCCGCGUCGGAGUCCACCACCAGCCCCUGGACGCCCGGGCGCCGGCUGUGUGCGGACUUGAAGUCAGUGCAUGCCGACGUCUGAACUCCAGCCCCCCACUAACCCGUCGGGUUCCCCGGUACAGGGGCGUCCAGGAAGCGGUUUUCCAACCUACAGUUUGGUGGUGCUACUGCGCAGUCAUUAAUGUGACUUGCCAGAGGAGAAAUUAUAGUGACUUCCCUGCUAAUACCCUUUCCUGGUUAUUUGCUCUUUGCAAAUUAAAAAAAAAAUACACACACACACAAAGGAAACCAUUGUAGAUAUCUAUUUAUAUUUUGUUUAUGUUUCACGAACUGAGCUGCAGGAUUCCGGCACCUCGCGUGCCGCUCCCAUCGGGUCAGGCCCCCGGGAACGAGGACUCGGAGAGGUGGAGACUGGUGGUGACCGGUCCGCAGAGGGGGGGCAGGGCGGGGCGCGGCCGGAAGUGCUCCUGGAGGUGUAGGACACUCACUCCUCCACGCGACUGCUCGGGCCUCGUGGCAGUGCCACUGUACAUACUGUAUAACCUAAAUCAAUCCUUAUUUUCAUUGUCCUCACGCAGUGAUUUAUAAUUAGAGAGCAUGUUUAAUAAAUUUACUCUUGUCAACUAGUCAUUUGACUAGAAAAAAAAUAAAAUACUUUUAAACGGA
This is a messenger RNA of Phyllostomus hastatus (greater spear-nosed bat), 5419 nucleotides long. RefSeq names its product ArfGAP with SH3 domain, ankyrin repeat and PH domain 2 (gene ASAP2). Gene Ontology annotation, biological process: positive regulation of GTPase activity. The record is from RefSeq and is a predicted model, not a curated record. The transcript is spliced from 28 exons. Lineage: Eukaryota; Metazoa; Chordata; Mammalia; Chiroptera; Phyllostomidae. The coding region runs from base 140 to 3133 and encodes 997 amino acids. Gene Ontology annotation, molecular function: protein binding; GTPase activator activity. Gene Ontology annotation, cellular component: cytoplasm.